Messenger RNA from Ilyonectria robusta, 630 nucleotides. RefSeq lists its product as uncharacterized. The transcript has a single exon. The record is from RefSeq and is a predicted model, not a curated record. The coding region runs from base 1 to 630 and encodes 209 amino acids. NCBI's taxonomy places the organism in Eukaryota, Fungi, Ascomycota, Sordariomycetes, Hypocreales, Nectriaceae.
AUGUACAACCGCAAUCAAAGCCAGCGUCAGAACCCUCAAGAUAUCCCUAUCUUUGUGGAUCAUUCAGCAACACCAGCUGGGCCAUUCCCAGUAAAUAAUAACAACCCGUUUAUUCUACGGCCUAUUGCCAAUAAUCAACAAGUGCCGUUACCAGCCCGCCUUCCUCAUAUUUCAACAGCUCCAUUUCCUGUUGAGUAUUGGAGGUCUGCUACUACCUUGCCAACGGAUCCAACCUCUCCCACUAUGCUCUAUGCAGACCCCCAAGCACUUGCAAGAGCUCAAGCUACUCAAUAUCCCCCCCAAGGGGAGCCUGUUAUUACAGAGGUACAGCCAUUUGGAUAUCAGGUUAGGGGGGAGUGGCAUAUUGGGUAUCUUAAUAAUGCUCUUUAUCAACGGCAAGAGCGCAUUCACCCAGAUGUAACCCCUAUAUGGACUUAUAAUCGACUUCAAACUCUUGAUAGUUCAUACCGCAAUAUGAACAUCACAGUCCCAGGCACGGUAUGGCCAACAGCUGCUGUAGGGAUGACCUCUAAUCUAUCAAAUCUCCGGGCAAUAGAGGGAUCAGGAAUUCAUAUUUGGAAUAUUGAUCCAAAUGGGUAUAUUCAGUGGAUGUGGCAGGGCACACAGUGA